Molecule: messenger RNA, 1900 nt
Organism: Serpula lacrymans var. lacrymans S7.9
Lineage: Eukaryota; Fungi; Basidiomycota; Agaricomycetes; Boletales; Serpulaceae
Exons: 13
Coding region: 642-1685 (347 amino acids)
Biological process (GO): transmembrane transport
Cellular component (GO): fungal-type vacuole membrane
Molecular function (GO): transmembrane transporter activity
Source: RefSeq, a predicted model, not a curated record
AUCAGACAUCAAUUCUGAAACGCAGUGAUUGCCUCUGAGUUUUACAUUCCCUUCACACACUCUUUUUCACAGCAGAAACUCAGCAGGGAGCUGAGAAACUGGCUAUAGGGUUGAGCAAUCGUGGCAACUAAAAGAAGCUGAUUGCCUGCAGCCUUCUUCGCCGAUACACAAGGAGUGUCAUCGCAUGCGGUUCUGAGAGCUCUCUCUCUUGCUGACAGUUUAGAGUCUUCACAAACAAUUCAGUAGUGCCUACUGUUCGGUUGCUUGUAUCUCUUAGCUAUUGUCAGCUAUGACGACGACCUCUACCUCCCCUUGCGCUAUAGGCGGAAACAGUCCUGCGACUAAUGUCUCCGAAGUUUCUAUCAAUCAAGAAAAACAGGAUGUUCAAAACCCUUCCCGGUAUGCUGAUGGUGCACUCCGUGCUUGGUGCACUGUUGCUGGUGCCUUUUGUCUCCAGCUCUAUGCAAUCGGAGUGAUCACGUCUUUUGGAGUCUUCCAAGAUUUCUACACUACUACAUGGUUGACCAAGUUCUCUGCGUCAGACAUUAGUUGGAUAGGCGGGAUACAAUAUUUCUUCGAGCUUGGCUGCGCUCCAGUUGCCGGAAAACUGCUAUGUCCGAAGUGCAGUUCUGUUCGGAUCUAUGCUCUCGUGCUUCAGUUUCUUCAUGUUAUCUAUUGUCAAGCCGAAUCAGUAUUAUCAGGUCUUCCUACCUCAAGGCGUCGCGAUGGGUAUCGGGGCCUUGAUCUACCUUCCUUUGAUGACACUCGUUUCUCAACAUUUCAAAGCCCGAAAAGCCCUGCCUAUGGGUAUCGUGGCUGCCGCCGCUCCAGUUGGUGCCAUAGUGUUUACCAUAAUGUUAAACCAUUUGUUUUACAAGCUUGGUUUCACACAAGGCAUACGAGCAGCCGCUUAUAUGACUCUAGGGCUGUUUGUGCUGGGGAAUGCACUCCUUUUCGUCCCUCGAACAAAAUCCAUAUCACCGGCAUCUACACAGUCUGACCUUCCAAUUCGACCUGCACGUUUGGUGUGGGACAUGCCAUAUGUGCUUACACUCACCAGUGCUUUCCUGUUGUCACUCGGUUCAAAUACUCCCGGUUUCUAUCUACAAUUAUUCGCUGAAGUACACGGAGUGGACAAGACUGUCGUUUUCUAUUGUCUUGCCAUCAUGAACGUUUCUAGUUUUGUUGGUCGCUUGCUACCCAAUCAUUUAGCCGACCGCGUAGGUGCCAUUAACGUAUACAUCCCUUGUCUGGUUUUAACUGGACUCGUGGAGUUGGCUAUGCUGGGUUGUAUCAAUGUAGUGGGGUUGAUUCUUUUCUCUAUAUUCUACGGAUUUCUUUUUGGAUCUGUGAUCGCUCUUUAUUUGCCCAUGAUCUCUGAAUUGACGCCUCCGGGAGUCGAGAUGGGAAAGCGUAUGGGUGUGGCUUUGAUACCUAUCGGAGUCGCGUCAAUGGUUGGGCCACCUAUCACUGGUGCUAUCCUCGGACCGGACUACGUUUGGUGGAAGGCCAUUGUUUUCUCAUCAAUUAUCAUACUUGCCGCUUCUGCGUGUAAUAUAACAGCUCGUCAGGUGCACAGAAGAGGAGCAAGUGGUCAGCUUCCGCCUCGGUGCGAGUCACCUCUCGACACUCCUCAUGCUUUAGAUAGCGUGAGCACCGACUUGGAAAAAUCUUGCCACCAUUGAGGUGACGAAUAUGAUAUAUUCUCUAUUCUUACAACUAGACUAUCAUUCAUGCAUUCAUAGUCGCUGGCGCAUAUCGGCAUCGUGACUUGUAGCUCCAGCGACGUCCCUGAUCUUGACGAUCGAUGUAUCCAUUGUUUUUAUGUUCUUCUAUUUCAUUUAUUCUCAUGUAUUGAUUCUUGGUCUCACUGGCAUCCAAUCCAUCCAAUGUGUUUUCA